Messenger RNA from Acanthopagrus latus (yellowfin seabream), 2093 nucleotides. RefSeq names its product ankyrin repeat, family A (RFXANK-like), 2 (gene ankra2). NCBI's taxonomy places the organism in Eukaryota, Metazoa, Chordata, Actinopteri, Spariformes, Sparidae. Gene Ontology annotation, cellular component: nucleus. The coding region runs from base 189 to 1133 and encodes 314 amino acids. The transcript is spliced from 9 exons. Gene Ontology annotation, molecular function: protein binding. Gene Ontology annotation, biological process: regulation of gene expression. The record is from RefSeq and is a predicted model, not a curated record.
AAAAGAGGGAGGCUAAUAGCGGACGGACCACGUUGAGGACGCGAGCACUUGCGCAUGCGUACACCUGUCAAAACACCGCUACAAUAGCGGUCGCUGCACGAGGAUAUUCAAGAAAAACAAUGCAUUUUCGAGCGCGCAGUAGCCUCAGUUCAAACUCAGUGUGACGGUUCAGUGUGUGUGAGCGGAGGAUGGACAGCGUUGUAAUGUCAACCUCGGAUGGGACAUCUGAGUGUCCCCUGGGGUCUGAGGACAUGGAGGGGAUCUGCGUUAUGCCGGAUUUGAGUGCCAUCAAGACUGAGCAGUCGACGGGAGAUGACCCAGGCACCCAAAAUGUGGCCAUGGGCAUCAAAUUCAUCCUGCCCAACCGCUUUGACAUGAACGUGUGCUCGAGAUUUGUCAAGUCGCUGAACGAGGAGGACAGCAAGAACAUCCAGGACCAGGUCAACUCUGAUCUAGAGGUGGCUUCUGUUUUGUUUAAAGCUGAGUGCAAUAUCCAGACUUCACCUUCUCCUGGAAUACAAGUGCGCCAUGUUUACACGCCUUCCACAACCAAACAUUUCUCCCCCAUCAAACAGUCCACCACACUCACUAAUAAGCACCGUGGCAAUGAAGUCUCCUCCACGCCUCUUUUGGUGCAUUCCUUGUCCAUUCAUCAGCUGGCGGCCCAGGGUGAAAUGGUGUUUCUGGCCAGCAGGAUUGAACAAGAAACUGUGAUCAAUCUCCAAGAUGAGGAAGGUUUCACCCCCCUGAUGUGGGCAGCUGCACAUGGACAAAUCGCUGUCGUCGAGUUUCUGCUCCAAAAUGGUGCUGAUCCAAACCUCCUGGCCAAAGGGAGGGAAAGUGCAUUGUCCUUGGCCUGCAGUAAGGGAUACACUGAUAUUGUGAAGAUGCUCAUCGACUGCGGUGUUGAUGUGAAUGAGUAUGAUUGGAAUGGAGGAGCCCCUCUGCUGUAUGCUGUUCACGGGAAUCAUGUACGCUGCGUGGAAAUCUUGUUAGAAAGCGGUGCCGAUCCUACUAUUGAGUCGGAUUCUGGAUUCAAUGCAAUGGACAUGGCCGUGGCUAUGGGCCACCGGAAUGUUCAACAGGUGAUGGAGGCACACUUACUGAAGUUACUGAUGGGAAUCAGAGAAUAAACUGUAAUACUUGAGGAAGACAAAUACCGAAGGCACACCGCUGGGCUCUGGACAAUCCUGCAGCUCGCCCAGGCUGUCGCCCGACAGGAAUCUUCAGUUCCAUUAAGUGACAUUUCAGCAGCAUCGCAUCGUAUCAACAUCAUGUUGUUGGAACGAUGCACAUGAAGGUUUGUGCUGUGUGAAUUUUCAAUUUUAACCCUCUUUCAAACUAUUUUACUCUGCACUUUUUUUCACUUUGAAUGUGGAGCAGCAAAUCGGAUCUAAAUAUGCUGAUUUCUAAAGAACAGAGAAGUCGAGUUCUUCUCUACAACCCAGCAUGCAUUGCACUCCACCUGUAGUCAGCUGCCAAAUGUGCAGUGCAGUGUAGAUGGAAUGAUAGACUUAGCUUUAACCAAGCAUGGAGGUUUUGUUUUGAACCUUUUAAUAUUGCAUAUUGGAUUACAUGCCAUCAGUGGCUGUUGGGUCAUUUGUCCCAUCAUGACAAAUGUUUUUUAAACCAUCAUAAAAAGACAUUUUUAAGAGUUGAGUAUUAAUGUUAUACGUUGAAUUGCACAGACUGUGCUUUUAUGAUGCUGCCAAGCCGUUUGUUGAUCCUGAAGAUCUUUGUGUUGCUUGUUGUUUUUAUUUAUUUGAAUAUUUUUAAAAUUGUGUCGUGAUAAAAUCUUCAUAUUAAUGUAAAUCUGUUUUGUUUUUUCUGUAUUGUGAUACUAAUGUGCUUUUGCCUCACACCUCAGUGUCCCACAAUAUUCUUGUGGUGCUGUUUGCCACUGUUUAAGGGUGCUCGUGUUUUAUACCAGUCAGAUUGUAAGUGGUGUAUCACAAAAUAACAUGUAAUGACCUCAGUGUCAGUCUUCAUUCUGUACAGAUAUUUAUCUGAUUGCAAGUCAAAAGGGUCAUAUUACUGUUUAUAGACACUGAAAUGGAAGCUGUUAUUUAAUUAAAAGAUCUUUUUAAACCUCA